AUGAAUCCUCCAUCGAACACCUCACUCCCAUCAGACUCUGCCCAAGCACGCCACAGCCCUCAGUCCCAGAGGAUGACAACGUCCUCCCACAGCAAGACAUGGAAGGGCAAAAUGGCAGCAGGGGUGAAGAGGAUAGGCCUUCCCUUUGGAAAGAAAGCACUGGACGAAGCAGCGUCUCUUCAAAUGACGGAGACGGUUCCGGAGAGCAGCUACACGUACGAGAAGCCCGAAGGAUCUACAUUGAUGUCGCUAGAGGAAGAAUCCUCACCGACCGAGGCCAUGAAGUACGCCUCCCAAGUACAGCACCAGGAUCAAUCAAAGGAGAGUGGGUACGACCAGAUGCCGGGCGCGAUGUGGGAAGCAGUAGCAGCGGCCCAGAUAGCUCAGACUACGGAACAGCCCGGUCAACAGACGAGCACACCCAGCGGUCAUGGGGAGAACCCCUCAUGGAAAGAAGCGGCACAACAAUGGAAGGCGAGCCAAGGGAUACGAUGGGGGAUUCCCCAGAGCCAAGAAUCCAAGGCCCUGGGUCACCAACCAGCUCCUCCAGCUGGCUAUCCUGGUACUCGGCAGACGGAACUCGACGAGUCUAUGGGAUCGACACUCCAAGACGUUAUUCGUCGCCGAUCCCUAGCUCAAGUCAAUACGUUCCAGACCCUCCAAUCCAACCUGACCCCAGAGAAUGAGCCCAGUGGGCAGAAGAGGAACGUCGCGCCUCAGCCAGAAAUAUCAUCACUAUCGCAGACCUCAGAACAUGGGCAGAUACCUCCAGGGAGCCCACAACUGCAUGAAUCUCACCAGUCGAGUCCACCUCAUCCAUCGGGGGAACCCUCAACACUAUCACCGAGGAGGAAAACCCUAUCCCUCUCUCAAUCCCAGAACCCACUGGGACCCAGACCCCAUAUUAUACCGCCGAAGAAAACCCAUGGAGGGAGCAGCCAGAUGCAGAAGAGCUACUUGGACAGCACCCCCACACAGACUCACCACCCUGGCAGCGUAGGGUCUUAUUCGCAGACACCAACGAGGAAGACACUGUCCUCUGGUGGUUCACAGGAAAUCAAUCCCGCGGAGGAACCACCGACGUAUCAAAUCCCGUCGAGGACGAGCUCGAUCAAGCAAGUCUCACAGACUGGCCUCACUGCAGGUGCCGGAUCUGUCGACAAUUACGGGACCUGGCCCGAGCCCGAUAUAAUGAAGUUGGACCUCACCCAGAGCUCGAACCCUUCCUCAAUCCCGAACCCACCUUCUACGUUGAACCCCCCUUUAUAUCACAAAGAGAGCUUCAGUGGUGGGUCUAUGAUAGGGAAGACUUCAACGAGAUCUUUGAAGAAUACCGAAGGUACUUCGCAUACGUCUGGAACUGGAACCAGAUAUGGAUCGACGGAAAUCCCUAUCUAUUACGAUAUGAACCCGUCUUCCACCCAACCGACCAUCUCGACCAAUUGGACCCGUGGGUUAGAGCCCGGAUACAAAUCGACAGGCUCACCUGUACAGGAGAAUAUACCAAUGACGAACCCUUCAUCAGUGACCCCAAUGAGGGAAGCAACGAGUUCGUACAGGGAUCAAGUAGGGAACCCCACCGAUGAAGAACUCUAUAAAAUGAGCUGGGACCAGUUCUGGUGGCAUAUGCAUGACAAAUUACCCCACGAAACCUACUGGUCCAGCACUCCGCAGGGACAAGCCUACCAACAGGCGGAGCCUGGAUCCCAAUUAAAAAGGCAGAUAUUAUCGCAGGAAACCCAGUACAUUGCUAUAAAUUAUUGGAACCUCCUACACCCCGAUCGACAACUACUCCAAGGAGGCAGAUAUGAGAUCCCCAAUGCUGAAGAUUCGGAGUCAGAUUUCUCAAACCUGGGAAUUAUCCAGGCCACCCCUGCCAUCACCGGACCUGACAGGAAACCCAGACUGUUCGCAGGCGGGAAGCAGCUGGACCAACAUAUCCGAAGCAUGGGAGGCGCUACCACAACCCCCACCUCUGGUAAAGGAAGCGGACCAGCGCCUGCCAUGCCAGGAGGUGGAGGAGGCGGAGGUGGAGGCAGAGGUGGAAGCGGACCGCCACCCCCUCCCACAGCACCGCCUACACCACAUAAUCCACCAGCCGACUGGGAAAUCGCGGCAGGACAAGCCAAUCCAUGGGGGGAUGUUAAACCCACACUCAUAGAAAAACCGGACGGAUUCUAUGGAAAAUCCCAUGACCUAGACCAGUUCUUCGACGAUUGCGACGCUUACUUUGAAACAUUUUCAAAGUACUUCUCCCUUAACGUAACGCAUGGUGGUGGGUGGACCAACGACGAAAAUAUUGGGACUCCCAUGCACGCCAUCACCGAUACCCUGCAUGGGAAAUCUUCGAAGAAGAAGUACGAAGACGAUUCAAAGAAGUAG
Molecule: messenger RNA, 2382 nt
Organism: Desarmillaria tabescens
Lineage: Eukaryota; Fungi; Basidiomycota; Agaricomycetes; Agaricales; Physalacriaceae
Exons: 3
Coding region: 1-2382 (793 amino acids)
Source: RefSeq, a predicted model, not a curated record